AUGGCGGACGAGACGGCCAUGACUGCGCCCGUGGACGCGCCAGCGCCCGCCGUCGCCAGUGAGCCCGAGAAGCCGACCGAGACGCCCAAUACGAACGGCGAGACUGUUACGAUCGGCGAGAAGGAGGAGGAUAGCGAAGCCGCAGCAGAGCAUGCCAAAGUAGAAGAGCCCGCCGUCCAUGGCGAGAAGACGGAGCAGCCCGAGGCUUCGUCCUCUGAGCCGGCGGCUGAUUCUACGCCCGCAACGAGCGGCAAGGACAAGAAGCGAAAGUCCACAGGCGGCGUGCCAGAGCACAAGAACAAGAAAUUGAACAAGAAGAAGUCGAUGCCGUCGCUGCAUCUCGACUGCAAGCCUGGCGAGUUCUACUGGGCACGUCUCAAGGGAUAUCCGCCGUGGCCCGCGAUCAUCUGUGAUGAGGAGAUGCUUCCUGAGUCUCUGCUCGCCACUCGCCCUGUGAGUACGUCUCGGCCAGAUGGUACUCUGCGAGAUGAUUUCAAGGAAGGAGGCAAGAACGCCAAGGAACGUACCUUCCCUAUCAUGUUUUUGGCUACGAACGAGUUCCAAUGGAUGGUCAACACGGCAUUGACGCCUCUCGAACCCGAGGAGUGCCUCAAGCUUCCUACGACGAAGAUGACCAAGGCGCUCCAAGAGGCAUACCAGAUCGCGUCUGAGGGCCAUGACAUCAACUACUUCAAGGGAAUUCUCAAGCUUUGGCAAGAAGAACAGGAAGCCUUCCGAAUUGAGAGCGAGCGCCUCGCCGAAGAAGCAGAACGUAAAGCUGCCGAGAAAGCUGCCAAAGCAGAAGAGGAUGCUGCGCUCGCAGAAGAAGGCGAGAAGAAGGCGAAGAAGAAAGCACCUCGCAAGAGCAAGGCUGCAGACGAAGAUGUCGACAUGGUAGACGCAGAUGCACCGAAGUCUACAAAGAAGCGCAAGAAGGAGACGGAGAGUGAUGCUGAUGCGCCCAAGGUGAGCAUGACAAGUGAAGCAGCAAUAGAUCGCCGCGCUAAUGACUUGCAGCCAAAGAAGACGCCAAAGGUCAUGAAGCUGAACGCACCAAAGACGCCAAACAGCACAGAAGCGGCCUCGGCCAAGAAGUCGACGUCCAAGCCGAAGAAGAAGGUUGUCUCGGCACCCAAGGCUGAAGAUGAUGACGAGAAGCCUCAGAUGACCGAGGCAGAGAGACUUGCCCAACGGGAAAAGGCUGUUCUCUACCUCCGUCACCGCCUGCAGAAAGGAUUUCUCUCCCGCGACCAGGCGCCAAAGGAGGACGAAAUGGCUGCCAUGGCAGACUUCUUCGCUCAGCUUGAGUCAUACGAGACACUGGAGCCGUCUAUCAUCCGACAGACAAAGAUUCACAAGGUGCUCAAGGCUAUUGUCAAGCUGGCCAGCGUGCCCAAGGACGACGAGUAUGGCUUCAAGAAACGCAGCACUAUGCUACUUGAUGUCUGGAACAAGCGCAUGGAGGCUGAUGGAGGCGAUGCUCCUCCCCCAGCUGCUGUCGAGAAGGAGAAGCCUGCUCCUGCUGCUGAGGAAAAGGCUCCGCAUACUAAUGGUAGCAAGGAGGCUGAGCCAGAGAAGGAGGCACAGAAGGAAGUCCUCGACGAAGCAAAGAAGGAUGCCGAAGAAGGGGCAGCCAAGCCUGUGGAGAACCAGGAGAUCGAGAUGAAGGAUGCCGAGGCAUCUGAGAAGCCCGCUGAGACUGCAGAGGAGAAGAAAGCAGAGGUGGCCGCGGCGAUCAUCCAGCAGAAUGUUGAGGCUCCCAAGACUGAUGCACCGCAAGCUUCAGCAGAGAAUGGCGCUGAUGAGGCCGGGGACGUUGGCAUGCAAACUGCUCCAGCGUAG
Pseudocercospora fijiensis CIRAD86 is the source of this 1842-nucleotide messenger RNA. RefSeq lists its product as uncharacterized. Gene Ontology annotation, cellular component: mitochondrion. The record is from RefSeq and is a predicted model, not a curated record. Lineage: Eukaryota; Fungi; Ascomycota; Dothideomycetes; Mycosphaerellales; Mycosphaerellaceae. Bases 1 to 1842 code for a protein of 613 amino acids. Gene Ontology annotation, biological process: anterograde axonal transport. The transcript has 3 exons.